CAAGAGACAUUUCCUGUUUAUAGCUUCUCAUGUGCUCGUGGGGACGGUUCAUAAAGUUAUAGAGCAUCAAUGCAGUGAUAUUGUGAAGUUGUUCACGUUAAAAUCAUGAAUAUUCUCAAUCGCUCUACGAAACUGGUAUCUUCUGUGUUCAGAAGGAGCGUUUUAAUGGAGCAAACGAUUGUCUUUGGAGGCGUCUGUUCUGUCCCCAAAGCCCGUUGUCUCAGUCUGUGUUUGCCUCGCUGUUUGACGGCAGGUGUUUCCUCUCGUCAGCACAGGUGUCACGACACGCUGGCCAGCCGUCACGUAGAAACACAGAGAUGGUAUUCUGAGACGCGAGCUGAGAACAGUCCUUCAGAGAGGAGCGCUGGCAUGUGUCAGGAGGCAGAGGUCGACAGGGACACCAGUCAAAGAACUCCCGAGACUUUCACUCUUGACGUGCUGGUAUCUCUAAUGCGUCAGGAAAAUGCAGUGGACAUCUGUGUGAUUAAAGUACCAGAGCAGAUCAAAUAUGCACAGUACUUCAUCGUUGUCAGCGGUGUAUCAACAAGACACCUCCGCGCCAUGGCACUCUACGCCAUAAAAGUGUACAAGUUUAUGAAGAAAAAUGGAGCUUCGAAUGUCAAGAUUGAAGGGAAAGAUUCUGAGGACUGGAUGUGUAUUGACUUUGGUAAUAUGAUUGUUCACUUGAUGCUCCCCGAGACCAGAGAAGUGUAUGAACUGGAGAAGCUCUGGACCCUCCGCAUGUUUGAUGAGCAGCUGAAGAGCAUGCCCGUUGAGACGCUACCAGAAGACUUCAUAUCUGAUCUUGAAGUCACAAAGUGAUGAAUCAUAAAAGCUUCACGCACAUCUUUUAUUAUUUCUUUGUGACUUUGGAUGCAUCCUCCCCGAGUGAGUAGAAAUAAAAGAUGCUUUUUGUGUGUGAUUUAAUUGAUUGAACAGCAAUACUCUGAAUCACUUUCCCCUUCAUAUUGAUUAAUAAUAUACGCCUUUCUUUUCACAUUAUUUAACCAUUAGAGGGCAUCAGGUGGUAUUUGUAUCAUAACAGUGUUUAUGUUGACAGAUUUGUUGUUGUUGUGGUGGUUAAAAAUAAAUAAUUAAAAAACC
Messenger RNA from Pseudoliparis swirei, 1104 nucleotides. RefSeq names its product mitochondrial assembly of ribosomal large subunit 1 (gene malsu1). Gene Ontology annotation, molecular function: ribosomal large subunit binding. Gene Ontology annotation, biological process: negative regulation of ribosome biogenesis; negative regulation of translation. The coding region runs from base 106 to 822 and encodes 238 amino acids. The transcript has 4 exons. NCBI's taxonomy places the organism in Eukaryota, Metazoa, Chordata, Actinopteri, Perciformes, Liparidae. Gene Ontology annotation, cellular component: mitochondrion. The record is from RefSeq and is a predicted model, not a curated record.